Exserohilum turcica Et28A is the source of this 621-nucleotide messenger RNA. RefSeq lists its product as uncharacterized. Gene Ontology annotation, molecular function: protein dimerization activity. The record is from RefSeq and is a predicted model, not a curated record. Bases 1 to 621 code for a protein of 206 amino acids. Lineage: Eukaryota; Fungi; Ascomycota; Dothideomycetes; Pleosporales; Pleosporaceae. The transcript has 2 exons.
AUGUUAUUAAUAUCCCACGCCUCGUCCGCACCGCCAAACAAAGUCGCCAUCGCCAGAAGAAGCAGCAGCAUUGCCCCUGCUGAUCGCAAUGGAGCCGGCGGCGUAACCACCCCGCAAGCCGACCUGCUCGCCUCCAAAUCAAACUACGAACUGAUUUCCUCGGGCCAGCACCUAGAAAUGGGCUUGCACUUUAGCGCCGCCAUGGCCACGGGCGUCAUGAUGAAGCGCGCGACGCACCGCGCCGCCGAGCAGGCCCGCCGCGACCGCAUGAAAAACGCAAUGGUCGAUCUCGCAGAGUUCCUGCUCGACGGCGAAGUCACCUUUGGCAGCGGAACCACGUGCUUUGUCGUCAUGCGCGGCAGCCCCGAUGACGACGCUGCUGCUGCUGCUGCCGACAAGAGCAGCAUCACUAGUAGUAGUGGUGACGCCGAGAAAACCGCAAAAUCAAGUGUUGCCGGCGAAAAGAAAACCGUGAAUAAAGCGCGAUUAAUCGAAAUGGCCCUCGAGAAAAUGAAGGCCCAGGAGAAGGAAAUCGAGAGGUUGAGGCUGGAGGUGGAGAUGCUGAGGGCUGGCGAGGCCGAGCCCGAGCAAGAGGGAGAUACAAUGGAUGUUUCGGCUUGA